UCAGUCAUUCCUGCACAUCGCUGUUUCAUUGACGUGUUGGGGGUGGCUUCUGGAAAAUUUUCGGACCCUUUUUGGUGUGAUUGAGAAAAAUCAUUUAAAGCUUUGACAAAGUGGCGUCGACUGUUAUUGUUGCGUCAGGAGUUUCCAGUUCUGCAAAGGCAUCUGAGGAAAAAGAAUACGUUGACAUCAUGACAGAAAACUACGCCGAAUUCGGAAAAUCGACAGAUCGCUCCCCGAUCGUACCAGAAGUAACAAUAAGAAGCUAUUCUUUCAGGGUAACUGAAAUAGCUUUGGGACUAGUGGCGUUUUUAGCUGUUGUAGUAUGUAUAAUUUUGGGGACCAUGGUAAGCUCUGGCGCUGGUAAUGGCACCGAUUCGCCAUCCACGAGCGCCCAGACUGGCGGACAGAAUCAGUUAUGUGUAAGUCCACCUUGUCUCAAAAGCGCCUCUUACGUGGUGUCCAACUUGAACACCAGCGUCCAGCCCUGCGACAAUUUCUACAGAUACGCUUGUGGGCGUUUCAAAACCGAACAUCCCUUGGACAGUGAAACCUCGUCCAUCACGGUCUACAGUAAUAUGUAUUAUCAUAAUGAAGAAAAGCUGAAGAAAUUACUGGAAUCUCCCAUUGUCCGCAGCCAAGAUUAUUCAACAGAACGAAAGCUGAAGCACUAUUUCUCCUCUUGUACUGAUACUUACCGAAAGGAGCGAGCAAAGGGGACGCCUCUUCUCACCAAGGUUAUCAACAAUAUUGGAGGUUGGUACGUUCUUGGAACUUUCAGCAACACUUCUUUCGACUUCCAUAAUGCUUUUCGGAAGGUCUCAGUGGAUUACUGGACCGCUGCAUUUUAUACCUUCCGAGUGGCUACUGAUUGGUAUGACUGGCAUAAAAGAGUGAUUGAGCUGGAUUACUCCGGUAUGUCGAUGUUUUGGUACUACUAUACGGAACCUUCAACAGAAAAAUACAGGAAUGAUAUGAAGACGUUCAUGAGACGUCUGGCUAAUUUCCUAGUCAGAGAUUCCAACAUAACGCUAGACAAUACCACAAAAAAUACUCGCAUUGAAACAUUUAUCAACGAUGCCUUCACAAUAGAAAUGAACCUGGCUAAUAUCACAAAGAAUACAAUGCCCACGUCUGACCCCCAUGCUUACGAGAAGAGAGUAUCUAUUUCAGAUUUAAAUACUAUGCUAGGAACAGCGAUUGACUUUUCCUCCCACAUUCUGUAUAUGUUCAACGAUGCAAAUGUUGGUCCAUCUACAAAAAUUGUUCUACGGGAAGCUGAUUGGUUGAAAAAAAUGAACGAUAUGAUAGAUGGGUUAGGGGUUAAUAAAACAAGAAUGUUAAACAACUACUUGGUCUGGAAGUUGAUGGACCGCUAUGACGUAGAACUUUCCUGGGAGUAUGUUCACGCCAGUCGUGAGUUUUAUGUCGAUAGGUAUGGUAUCCCACAAUUCCUGGGAACGUGGUUGUACUGCUUCCAAAACAUGGAUAGGUACCUAGGAGAUGCCCUCAGUUCUAUGUACGUCAGGGACCAUUUCGCAGAUGCAAAUAAACAGAAGGCCCAUGAAAUUCUCGAUUAUGUAAAGGAGGCUCUUGUUGACAGCACAAUGAACAACGUUUUCAUGGAUGACACCACAAAGGCCAGAGCUAAAGAUAAAAUGAAAGGGAGCUUGGACAAGCUAGGAUACCCUGACUUUAUGAUGAAUGAUGCAGCCAUGGAUAAUCUCUAUAGUAGUCUCCAAGUGGACCAAUACGACUAUUUCGGAAACCUUCUGAGUGUAAACAAGUUUAUCCAGAAAUCCUGGAACAAGAAACUGAAGAAUCACGUGAACAAACAGGAAGAGUGGGUCUACCGCACAUACGACACCUUCAUGAGUUACUACAACCCCUGGAAUGAGCUGCUUGUCCCCGCGGGUCUUCUUCAGUUCCCCUUCUACGAUUACACCCUCCCUCACUUUAUGAACUUUGGCUCCAUGGGCAGCGUCAUUGCCCACCAUCUUGUACAUGGCAUUGAUCACUCGGGUGGAUACUACAAUGUAGAGGGUGUAUUCGAGGAUUGGUGGAGCAACCAGACGACGAACAAGUGGAUCGAGGCCAAGAGGUGUGUGGAGAAUUACUACAACAAUCAAACUAUGGGACCCUUCACUAUUCCAGGGCAAACCAUUCCAAUCACAGUAAAAGUAAACGGACAACGUUGGGCAGCAGAAGCCAUGGCUGAAACCAGCGGAGUCCAGAUUGCCUAUAAGGCAUACAAGAAAUGGGUGCAGAAGAACGGAGGAGAAAAGCUGGCUCCAGGCUUGGAACUGACUAAUGACCAGAUGUUCUUCGUUUCCUAUGCUCAGGCCAGCUGCUAUAACAGAAAUGACAAUGUUGCUUAUUAUAAUGCAGUGCGAGGAACAGUUUCUGAAGACAUAAGGACGAAUAGUGCAUUAUCACAGAUAAAGGAAUUUUCUACAGCUUUUAACUGUCCAGCUAAGACCCCCAUGAAUGCAGAGGUUAAAUGUGCAAUGUACGGAUAAAUUUAUAAGACUUUGCUAUUUAAAAAAGGACAUACACAGAGGAUGGUAAAUGCUAUCCUUUCAUUUGAAAACAAGUGAAAAAAUCAAUGCUAAAACUUAUUAUACACAUUUGGAUCUAACAGUGAACAUACAUUUGUUGGAUAGUCGAACACUUAGGAUUCCUACGGAUUAAAAUCUUACCCUCUCCAUAUUUGUAUAUUUUAUUCCAUAUAUUAACAUCCUUGUAUCGUCU
Saccostrea cuccullata (small rock oyster) is the source of this 2748-nucleotide messenger RNA. RefSeq names its product endothelin-converting enzyme 1-like. NCBI's taxonomy places the organism in Eukaryota, Metazoa, Mollusca, Bivalvia, Ostreida, Ostreidae. The transcript is spliced from 14 exons. The coding region runs from base 189 to 2516 and encodes 775 amino acids. The record is from RefSeq and is a predicted model, not a curated record. Gene Ontology annotation, cellular component: plasma membrane. Gene Ontology annotation, molecular function: metalloendopeptidase activity. Gene Ontology annotation, biological process: protein processing.